Diaporthe amygdali is the source of this 807-nucleotide messenger RNA. RefSeq lists its product as uncharacterized. Lineage: Eukaryota; Fungi; Ascomycota; Sordariomycetes; Diaporthales; Diaporthaceae. The record is from RefSeq and is a predicted model, not a curated record. Bases 1 to 807 code for a protein of 268 amino acids. The transcript is spliced from 4 exons.
AUGCGUUGCGCCGUUGUUCUCUCACUCACUGCUCUGGCAGUUGCUGCUCCUGUCAGCCAAGGACUCGAGGCUCGUCAGGACGAUGUCGCCAGCAUUCUGGCUGCCCUCCAAUCUGAGAGCCCCGAGGAUGCCCAAGCAGCUCAAGGUGCUCUGAACGCUCGUCAGGACGAUGUCGCUAGCAUCUUGGCUGCUCUCCAGACUGAGAGCCCCGAGGAUGCCCAGGCCGCUCAAGGCGCUCUGAACGCUCGCCAGGACGACGUCGCCAGCAUUCUGGCUGCUCUCUCAUCCGAGAGCCCAGAGGAUGCCGCGGCUGCUCAAGGCGCUCUGAACGCCCGCAGCCCCAAGAAGCAGGCUGCUGAUGACGAUGAGGAGCAGCUGGAUGCCGACGGAUAUGAGCUCGACACCCGCAGCCCCAAGAAGCAGGCGGCUGCCGACGACGAGGAGCAACUUGAUGCUGAUGGAUACGAGCUUGACACCCGCAAGGUCAACGAUGAUGACGAGCAGCUUGAUGCCGAUGGGUACGAGCUCGACACUCGCAGCCCCAAGAAGCAGGCUGCCGAUGAUGACGAGGAGCAGCUUGACGCUGAUGGAUACGAGCUCGACACUCGCAGCCCCAAGAAGCAGGCGGCUGCUGACGACGAGGAGCAGCUUGAUGCUGAUGGGUACGAGCUUGACACCCGCAAGGUCAACGAUGACGACGAGCAGCUUGAUGCCGAUGGGUACGAGCUCGACACCAGGAAGACCAAGGAUGCCGAUGAGGAGAAGGAGGAGGAGGAGGAGAUUGCUGCGGGUGAGGAGGACGCCUAA